Colletotrichum truncatum is the source of this 3522-nucleotide messenger RNA. NCBI's taxonomy places the organism in Eukaryota, Fungi, Ascomycota, Sordariomycetes, Glomerellales, Glomerellaceae. The record is from RefSeq and is a predicted model, not a curated record.
AUGGCGGCAACUGGAUCUGGCACAGGCCGACCAGGCUCCGGUUCACAGUCUGAGUUUCGUGGCACCGGAAUUCAACAUACAGGCACGGGAAACUUUAGCGUCAGUGGGGAUCUUUACAUUAACCGGUCCGAUCAAGACUUACGAAUUCUGGCUGACCUACGAGUCACCGACCCACGCCACGAUAAGCAACGCAUUGAGGAUACAAAGGGUGGUUUGCUAAAGGACUCCUACGUCUGGGUGCUUGAGAACCCCGACUUCUGCCAAUGGCGCGACGACCCAGACCAACGACUGCUUUGGGUCAAGGGCGACCCGGGGAAAGGAAAGACCAUGCUCUUGUGCGGUAUCAUCGAUGAGCUGGAAGCAACCCGCGCUCCUCAAGGAAACCUCUUGACCUACUUCUUCUGUCAAGCCACCGACGAGCGACUUAACAAUGCAACGGGGGUAUUACGCGGCUUGAUCUUCAUGCUUCUUGACCAAGAGCCAUCCCUUCUUUCACAUAUGAAGACGAAGUAUGAACAAGGCGGGAAGGCGCUUUUCCAAGAUGUCAAUGCGUGGCAAGCGAUGUCUGAGAUCUUCAUGAAUAUGCUUCACGAUUCGAAACUUCAAGGCGUCUGCCUCCUUAUCGAUGCAUUAGACGAGUGCUCCAUGGGCCUUGAACAGCUGCUCAAAUUGAUUAUAAAAGCAUCGCAAUCAACUAGUGCAAAGUGGCUCGUCUCAAGCCGCAAUUGGUUGCAGAUCGAAGAACAGCUUUGUACAGUAGCCCAGAGACUAUCAUUGGAGGUCAAUGCAGACUCAGUAGUAACAGCUGUCGAAAGCUACAUCACCUCCAAGAUAUCACGACUAAGGAAACUUAAGAGAUAUCGAGAUGAUACCGCCAGCGAAGUAUAUCAAUAUUUAUCAGCAAAUGCGGAUGGCACAUUUCUCUGGGUCGCGUUAGUCUGUCAAGAACUCGAGAAGACCCCUCGGUGGAAGGCCUUAGAGAAGGUAAAGUCCUUCCCACCUGGACUUGAUGCUUUCUAUGUAAGGAUGAUGCAACAAAUUGACAGAGAAGAGGAUGCCAACCUUUGUAGGCAGAUUCUUGCUCUGGUGGUGACGACCUAUCGCCCACUUUCGCUUGCCGAGUCUACCACACUCAUCGAAGAGUUUCAUAAUCUGGCGGACGAUCCUGAAUCCCUUCAGGAUAUUAUUAGUAGCAACUGCGGUUCAUUUCUCGCUAUCCGUAAGGAUAUAAUCUACUUUGUCCAUCAGUCAGCUAAGGAUUUCCUGCUGAACAAGGCAUAUCCAGCAUUUCUCCAGAUUUUACCUUCAGGUAUUACACACCAGCACCAAAUCAUCCUCUCAAAGUCUCUAGACGUAUUAUCUAAGACACUCAGACGCGAUAUCUAUAACCUGCGCGCCCCGGGAAGCUGUAUAGAGGAUAUAUCACCACCAGACCCAGACCCUUUGGCUUCUCUGAAAUACUCGUCUACCUACUGGGUUGACCAUCUUCAGCAUGCAAAUCCUGCAGACAACUCAACUCGAAGUAAAUUAUGGGACAAUUCCAGCGUUUACAAUUUCCUCAAAUGCCACUAUCUCCACUGGUUAGAGUCUCAGAGUCUUCUACAGGCCAUACCACAAGCAAUUGCUGCGAUACAUAAACUCCAAUCUUUAGUUGCAGGCACUAGAGAAGAACAACUCGCAGACCUUAUCCGAGAUGCGUAUCGAUUUGUCCUAUCUUUUAAGCAAUGUAUAGAAAGCUUUCCGCUACAACUUUAUAUGGCUGCUCUUAUAUUUUGCCCUACCCGCAGCUUAAUGAAACAACUAUUCCAAGCAGAAGCACCAGUCUGGAUUACUAUGCUAACAAAGGCAAAUACAGACUGGAAUAUGUGUUUACAGACGCUAGAGGGUCAUAGAGGCCGUGUCACCACGGUGGUAUUCUCUCCCGAUGGGCGCCAGCUGGCCUCCGCCUCUGACGACAAGACUGUCAAGCUCUGGGAUACAGCCACAGGACAGUGCCAGCAGACGCUAGAGGGCCAUGACGCUUUCGUCAAGGCGGUGGUAUUCUCUCCCGAUGGACGCCAGCUGGCCUCAGCCACAUAUAAAAUAAUCAAGCUCUGGGAAACAUCUACAGGCCAGUGUCAGCAGACGCUAGAGGGCCAUGACGCUUUCGUCAAGGCGGUGGUAUUCUCUCCCGAUGGACGCCAGCUGGCCUCAGCCACAUAUAAAAUAAUCAAGCUCUGGGAAACAUCUACAGGCCAGUAUCAGCAGACGCUAGAGGGCCAUGACGAUUUCGUUAAUACGGUAGUAUUCUCUCCCGAUGGGCGCCAGCUGGCCUCCGCCUCUGACGACAAGACUGUCAAGCUCUGGGAUACAGCCACAGGCCAGUGCCAGCAGACACUAGAGGGCCAUGACUAUUCCGUUAACGCGGUAGUGUUCUCUCCCGAUGGGCGCCAGCUAGCCUCAGCCUCAUAUAAAAUAAUUAAGCUCUGGAAUAUAGCCACAGGCCAGUGCCAGCAGACACUAAAGGGCCAUGACUAUUCCGUUAAUAUGGUAGUAUUCUCUUCUAAUAGGCGCCAGCUGGCCUCAGCCUCUGACGAUAAGACUAUUAAGCUCUGGGAUAUGGCUACAGGCCAGUGCCAGCAGACGCUGAAGGGCCAUAACGAUUCUGUUAACACGGUGGUAUUCUCUCCCGAUGGGCGCCAGCUAGCCUCCGCCUCUUUAGAUAUGACCGUCAAGCUCUGGGAUAUAGCUACAGGCCAGUGUCAGCAGACGCUAGAGGGCCAUGACGAUUUCGUUAAUAUGGUAGUAUUCUCUCCCGAUGGGCGCCAGCUAGCCUCCGCCUCUUCCGAUGAGACCAUCAAGCUCUGGGAUACAGCCACAGGCCAGUGCCAGCAGACGCUGAAGGGCCAUAACGAUUCCGUUAACACGGUGGUAUUCUCUCCCGAUGGGCGCCAGCUAGCCUCCGCCUCUUUCGAUAUGACCGUCAAGUUCUGGGAUACAGCCACAGGCCAGUGCCAGCAGACGCUGAAGGGCCAUAACGAUUCCGUUAACACGGUGGUAUUCUCUCCCGAUGGGCGCCAGCUAGCCUCUGCCUCUUCCGAUAUGACCGUCAAGCUCUGGGAUAUAGCUACAGGCCAGUGUCAGCAGACGCUAGAGGGCCAUGACGAUUCCGUUAACACGGUGGUAUUCUCUCCCGAUGGGCGCCAGCUGGCCUCAGCCUCUGACGACGAGACUGUCAAGCUCUGGGACACGGCUACAGGCCACUGUCCGCAGACGAUGGAGGGCCAUAGCAGGUUGGACAACAUAUUCGCAACAACGAUCCAAGACCCAAGUUGGGGUUUUUAUAAUCAGUGUAAUAUGCUUUCACAGAAGGGCACAUGGAUCAUAAAUAAUUCUCAGAAAUUGCUGUGGCUACCUCCAGAGUAUCGCGCAUCUUGUUAUGCAGUUGAUAGAUUGAAAGUAGCUAUUGGAUGUCGAUCAGGCUAUGUGUUACUUCUGCAGAUUUCAUCAGACGUUUACAGCCGUGAACGUUAUACCUUAUAG